UGCAGAUCCAAGCACAAGGGUAGAAACCAUCCUGGACCAGGCAGGUCAUCCCCAUACAUAACUAACUCCUGAAGCUUCAACUAAAGGGUUGAGAUCGCUUUUAUCUGCACAACAAAACAGUAGGCAAGGAAAAAUCGUAUCAGAAAAUCACAAUGUUAUCACAUUCUGCCAUGGUCAAAGAGAGGAAACAACAAGCAUCAGCCAUUAUGGAUGAAAUACACAGCAAUGGUGUAGGGUAUGCAUUAUCAGGCAUUUAAGAAAAACCAAGGUAUGUAUUUAUCCAUUGUAUUGCAGUUUCACCCACCUUAAACCUUGGAAAAAAGGUCAGCACUCCCAGAGAUAUCAUGGUAGAGGAACUAUCGACACUCAGCAACAGAGGUGCAAGACUCUUCAAGAGACGUCAGCGGAGAUCUGACAAAUAUACAUACGAAAAUUAUCAUUAUGUAGCAAACAAGCCAAGAAAUCGCGGAGAGCCCAUACAGAGUGUUAAAAUGGACGGCCUCAGUGUGGAAGGAAUUCCCCAGCAUGCCCCGAUGACACCUCCUAAUACACCUGAUCCCCGGAGCCCACCACACCCUGACAACAUCGCCCCAGGAUAUUCUGGACCACUGAAAGAAAUUCCUCCUGAAAAGUUCAACACUACUUCUGUGCCAAAGUAUUACCAGUCUCCCUGGAUAGAAGCCAUUAGGGAUGACCCAGAGCUGCUGGAAGCUUUAUAUCCUAAGCUUUUUAAACCUGAAGCAAAGCCAGAACUGCCUGACUACAGGAGCUUUAACAGAGUUGCCACUCCCUUUGGUGGUUUUGAGCGAGCAUCAAAGCUGGUUAAAUUCAAGGUACCAGAUUUUAAUCUACUGAUGCUAAAUGAUCCCCGAUUCAUGAUCCUUGCAAACCCUCUUGCUACCAGAAGAUCCUUCAAUAGGACUCCUAAAGGAUGGACAUCCGAGAAUAUUCCUGUAGUGUUCAUUCAGCCUUCGGAUUCCAACACUGUUCCAGAAACAGAGGACCUGUGAGAGAAGCUGCACUUUACAUCAUACAAAAUGCUGAAAGCUGCACAUCUGUGUAUUUUUGGUCCAAAUAUUACUACAGGCUACUGACGAAGUUUUUCCUUGGCAGCUGGAGUAUAAAUAAUAAUGUCUGUUGCAGUGACUCUUUUCUGGAGCCUGGUUUCAUCUGUAGACAUGAUAUAAAUAAAGUUUGGCAA
Tauraco erythrolophus (red-crested turaco) is the source of this 1201-nucleotide messenger RNA. NCBI's taxonomy places the organism in Eukaryota, Metazoa, Chordata, Aves, Musophagiformes, Musophagidae. The record is from RefSeq and is a predicted model, not a curated record.